This is a messenger RNA of Cricetulus griseus (Chinese hamster), 421 nucleotides long. Lineage: Eukaryota; Metazoa; Chordata; Mammalia; Rodentia; Cricetidae. The record is from RefSeq and is a predicted model, not a curated record.
AGGAUGACGGACAAGUGUUUCCGGAAGUGCAUCGGGAAGCCCGGGGGCUCCUUGGAUAACUCGGAGCAGAAAUGCAUCGCCAUGUGUAUGGACCGCUACAUGGAUGCCUGGAACACCGUGUCCCGCGCGUACAACUCUCGACUGCAGAGGGAACGAGCCAACAUGUGACCGAGACCUGUGCCUCGGGACACCGUGCUCAGGCCACAGAUCGGAACUGCUUUCCCACUCGCAAGGGCAGCGCGUAUCUGACGGCCCCAAAGUGUGGCAGCACGGAGGGCUCCGAGUUGAGGCCUCUCCCCUAGGUUGCUGCGCCUAGCCCAGUCCCAGAAAAGUGAGGACCGGUUUGAGUAAGGGCAUCUGCCUGCCCCCACCUGAGCUGUGACCUGAGAGCAGGCCAAUAAAUUGCUGCUGGGACAGAGAA